AUGAAACUAUUGAUAUUAAGCGGUCUUUUUAUCGCCGAGGUAACAAGUCUCCUCGUCGACUCAAACACUCCCGUCCAUUUGUUGAAAACUACCAACUCUGGUCUAAUAAAAGACACCAGAAUUGGCCUGUUUGAUAGAAGAAAAAUUUCAAAAUUUCGGAAUUCCUAUCAAACUCUUCCGUUUAAUUCUAUCGAAGAGUCCGCUGAGAUAAGCAGAUACUGUAAUGUGGAGAACAACCGAGUCGGUAAAAUCCUCGGUAGAGUUAAUAGUGAGCCUUCGGAAGAAAAAGUUGGUCUUGGAAUUUGGGACACUGUAGGCAGCUGGAUAGGUUAUGAACCCAGCGGAAGAUCAGUCAGACAACACACUCCUACGCCAGAUGUUAUUUACCCAGAAAUUUUAGUUAUAGUUGAUUACGAGUUUUACGCUUCUUUUGACACUUUAAAUGAUCUAAUCAGUCGAUUGUAUACUUUUUGGGAGAGCGUUGAUCAACUUUAUGCGCCCUUAAGUGAUCCCAAAUUCAAGCUGAGCAUUGCUGGUGUUUUGGUACCAACAGAACCAGAUGUAUUUGAAUUUUUAAAAACAUCUUCAAGAUUCUUCUUCUGGUCCAGCGGUAUAGAUUAUGAAGACGUUAAAUAUAAAAUGGAUUCUUGGUUAUACAAAUACAAAGCAACAUUUUCUGAAGAUGACUAUGAUGUAUUCAUAUUAAUGACUCCUUCAAAAGACAGUCCACUAUUUUCAUCAACGAUUGGACUAGCCACGAUCGGAGGAGCUUGCCAUGUAGACAAUUGGUCACAAAGACUAUCCCGAGGAGGGAUAAUUUACGAAACUUCUAAUUUUAAGAACACUUUGACGGCAGCGCAUGAAUUGGGACACUUG
Cotesia congregata is the source of this 876-nucleotide messenger RNA. The record is from the annotation of a GenBank genome assembly. Lineage: Eukaryota; Metazoa; Arthropoda; Insecta; Hymenoptera; Braconidae.